This is a messenger RNA of Hemiscyllium ocellatum (epaulette shark), 961 nucleotides long. RefSeq names its product NOP16 nucleolar protein homolog (yeast) (gene nop16). The record is from RefSeq and is a predicted model, not a curated record. Gene Ontology annotation, cellular component: nucleolus. The transcript is spliced from 5 exons. The coding region runs from base 89 to 619 and encodes 176 amino acids. Gene Ontology annotation, biological process: ribosomal large subunit biogenesis. Lineage: Eukaryota; Metazoa; Chordata; Chondrichthyes; Orectolobiformes; Hemiscylliidae.
GACGUGGACAGGGUCAGAGGACAAGGGUCAGGGUUCAGGUGGCGUGUGAGACGCGUGUUGCUGGGUUAGUGUGGAUCGCUUUUGAAAGAUGCCGAACGCAAAAGGGAAAAACAGGAGGAAGAAGUUCAAUUAUAAUAUCAAUCGGAAAAGACUCAAACGAAGGAUGCAGAAGAAAGCGGCUCCGCGGAUCGAGUGUGCACUGAUAAGAAAAGCAUGGGACAACAAGAGAACAGUUGCUCAGAAUAUGGCUGACAUGGGUAUAGCAUCCGACCCAAACCGUGCCAUUCCCAUUAAGAAGAACAAGGAACAUAAAAUGGAAACUGCCUCGAUAAAUGAGAAGCCAGUUGUUAUUAAGCCGUAUGUUAUCAAUGGGCUUGAAGCAGAAGCAAACAUCCCAGAAGUAAAGAAGAAUACCCUCUCCAGAGACAUGAUUGAUUACGCUCGGCAUAUGAUUGAGAACUACAAGGACAAUUACAAGGCAAUGGCGAGAGAUGAGAUCAAUUAUUACCAGGACACACCAAAGCAAAUCAAGAGAAAAAUUGAAUCUUAUAAACGUUGCUAUCCAGAUGAAUAUAAUGCUUUGGUUGAUUCUAUGCAGAUAAAGAUGGAUACAGCUUGACUUGGCAUCUUUUUAAAAAUUUGGACUGUAGUAUUCUGCAAAUACCGUCUUGAAAGGAAUUUCUUCUGUAAUUCAACUCUUGCAUACUAUUCCACUUGCAAAUGAAUGGUGUUCUCUCCAAUGAAUUAUUCAUAUAAUGGAGUGUCAGUACCUAUUUGUUAAUUUCUAUUCCUAGAAGUGAGUGGUGUGGCCUAUCAGUUGUCAGUAAAAUUACAGAUCUACAAUUGAUUGCUUCAAGGAUUGAUGUAUGUGUUCAAGUUUGAUUCUGAGGUUUAUAAAUGUAUUUGACUUGCAGCUAUACUAUUAUAUACAAAAGUAUAAUAAAAUAUUUUAUAACAUUGA